CUUAACCCAAAUGUAAGUGUAUUUCAGAGAAAAUUUGUGAAUGAAGUAAAGAAGUGUGAAGAAAUGGAAAGAAUACUUGGGUAUUUAGUACAAGAAAUUAAAAAAGCAGAUAUUCCACUUCCUGAAGGAGAUGUUGCUCCUCCUGCCCCCUUGCUGAAACAUGUUUUAGAAAUCCAGGAACAGUUGCAGAAGCUGGAGACAGAAUUGAGGGAAGUAACUAAAAACAAAGAAAAGCUGAGGAGAAACCUGCUUGAACUGACAGAAUACACAUGCAUGUUAGAGGUCACGCAAAGAUUUGUCAGGAGAACAGCUGAGUAUGAAUCCCAUUUAUAUGCAAAUUAUGAAGAAUUUCCAUCUGUGGAAAAUGAGCCAUUAGUGGAUUACAACUGUAUGCACAGACUGGGUGCCAAGCUGGGAUUCAUAUCUGGGUUAGUUCACAUAGCAAAAGUGGAAGCAUUUGAAAAAAUGCUGUGGAGAGUCUGUAAAGGAUAUACUAUUCUCACCUAUGCGGAGUUGGAUGAAUGUCUGGAAGAUCCAGAUACAGGUGAAACCACAAAAUGGUUUGUUUUUUUAGUGUCCUAUUGGGGUGAACAAAUUGGCCAGAAAGUUAAGAAGAUUUGUGAUUGCUAUCACUGUCAUGUGUAUCCCUAUCCAAAUACCACGGAGGAGCGCAAGGCAGUUGUUGAAGGACUAAAUGUUCGUAUUCAGGAUCUUCAUACUGUGCUGCAUAAAACUGAGGAUUACUUACGCCAGGUCUUGUGUAAAGCAUCUGAAUCCAUCUAUACAUGGGUUAUCCAAGUGAAGAAGAUGAAAGCCAUUUAUCAUGUACUCAACCUGUGCAGUUUUGAUGUCACAAAUAAAUGUUUAAUCGCUGAGGUUUGGUGUCCGGUGGCUGAUCUGCAGAAUUUGCGCCAUGCAUUGGAGGAAGGUUCAAGGAAGAGUGGAGCUACAAUUUCUUCAUUCAUGAAUACCAUCCCAACAACACAGCCUCCUCCAACUUUGAUACGUACCAAUAAAUUCACCUCAGGGUUCCAAAACAUCGUUGAUGCUUAUGGAGUUGGAAACUAUGGGGAAGUUAAUCCAGCUCUCUAUACCAUCAUCACUUUUCCCUUCUUGUUUGCGGUUAUGUUUGGUGACUUUGGGCAUGGUCUGCUAAUGUUCAUAUUUGCGCUCCUGACGAUACUGUAUGAAAACCACCCUAGAUUACGAAGAUCACAAGAUGAGAUAAUGAAAAUGUUAUUUGAAGGCCGAUACGUUAUUUUAUUAAUGGGUCUGUUUUCUGUAUACACUGGACUGAUCUAUAAUGACUGUUUUUCAAAGUCAUUAAAUAUCUUUGGUUCUGGAUGGAAUGUUUCAGCAAUGUUUGAACAGAAGGCUUGGCGUCUUGAGGAUCUGAAGUCUAAUCAAUUUUUAACACUGGAUCCAAAUGUUACUGGUGUAUACAAUGGAGCUUAUCCCUUUGGAAUUGAUCCGAUCUGGAAUUUGGCAAGCAACCGUCUCAGUUUUUUAAACUCUUUCAAAAUGAAAAUGUCUGUGAUUUUUGGGGUAACUCACAUGACGUUUGGAGUUGUAUUGGGGGUAUUUAACCACUUGCAUUUCAAGAAGAAGUAUAAUAUUUAUUUGGUUUUUCUUCCUGAACUUUUAUUCAUGAUGUGCAUCUUUGGCUACCUUGUGUUUAUGAUCUUCUUUAAAUGGUUAGCGUACUCUGCAGAGGACUCUACAUCUGCUCCUAGUAUUCUGAUUCAAUUUAUUAACAUGUUCCUGUUUCCUGGUGGUGAAACAGAGGUCUUCUACACCGGACAGGUUGCUCUACAGAGGUUUUUACUUAGUAUUGCUUUUCUUUCUGUUCCUGUAAUGCUUUUUGGUAAACCACUUUAUUUAUAUUGGUUGCACAGUGGAGGCCGAGGCAUUAGAAUGUACAGGAGUGGCUACAAGCUAAUUCGAAAAGAAAGUGAAGAAGAACUUUCUCUGCUGAGAUCUCAUGAUGUAGAAGAAGGAAGCAGUCAUUCAGACAGUGGGCACAGAGAGGGGGAUGGAGAGGAGUUUAAUUUUGCAGAUGUUUUUAUGAAUCAAGCAAUUCAUACCAUUGAAUACUGUCUAGGAUGUAUUUCUAAUACAGCCUCGUAUCUGAGACUCUGGGCAUUAAGUCUUGCUCAUGCACAGCUGUCAGAAGUUCUGUGGCAAAUGGUGAUGAGAGUGGGUCUUCGUGUCGAUACAACGUAUGGUGUCUUACUGCUAGUCCCUGUUCUAGCCUUUUUUGCUGUGCUAACGGUUUUUAUUCUUUUGGUCAUGGAGGGGCUGUCUGCUUUUCUACAUGCUAUACGACUUCACUGGGUGGAAUUUCAGAACAAAUUCUACUCUGGUGGAGGAUACAAGUUUACGCCUUUCUCUUUUAAGCACAUUUCUUUACAUUUUAAUAAAGAUGAUAUGCCAUAGUUUGGUUGCUGUCAGCAGAAAUGUUUGGAAUUGUCUGCAAAUAAUCAUGUGAUUGGAUCUCACCUGUGAAUGGUUUCCUGUAGGACAAAGUGUUUUUCACUGAUUGCCUUAUAAUGCAGCCAAAUAAUUUUGUAAUAUAUACCUCCCAUAGAAAUACAUAGCGGAUCUGGAGCAUUUUGUAAAAUAUAUAGAUAGAAAAUGUACAUUUUUCUUGAUAAGCAAAUGUUGUAAAUUAAUUUUAUUCUUAAAAAAAAAA
Molecule: messenger RNA, 2692 nt
Organism: Pelecanus crispus (Dalmatian pelican)
Lineage: Eukaryota; Metazoa; Chordata; Aves; Pelecaniformes; Pelecanidae
Source: RefSeq, a predicted model, not a curated record